Molecule: messenger RNA, 1051 nt
Organism: Frieseomelitta varia
Lineage: Eukaryota; Metazoa; Arthropoda; Insecta; Hymenoptera; Apidae
Gene: rtv
Exons: 3
Coding region: 173-613 (146 amino acids)
Biological process (GO): regulation of synaptic transmission, cholinergic; sleep; positive regulation of voltage-gated potassium channel activity
Source: RefSeq, a predicted model, not a curated record
AGUGAAAGGAGGCAGUGGAAGGGACAACUGCAUGGAGUGCCUGUUCAUUUCUCGAAGUUACAGUUUAGUUUCAAAAUGGCUGAGUUUGAUCGUUCUUAUUCUUCUGCGCUGGUUCACGAGUGAGAAAGUCAAUUAAAAAUAAACGCGUAUUCACAAAGAAAUUCGCGAUACCAUGAAUUUAAGGAUAGAGAUUUUCGUAUUGUUCGCGAUCUUUUGCCUGGUUCUACUUCAGAGCGCAACCGGACUUCUUCGGAGAUGUGUGAACUGUAGAUCAAGAGGAGAUUUAGGAUCUUGUAAAGAUCCUUUCACUAUGAACUCGACUGCGAUCGAAAUGGAAAAAGGUGUCGACGCUGUACCCUGUGCAUCUGGCUGGUGCGGCAAAAUAAUUGAACGGCAGGGUUUAAACAACGAAUAUGGCACUGCCACGCAAAGGCUUUGUUUCCAACGUGGACCCGACGAUGGUGAGGAACGAUGCGCGUUUACUGUGUGGAAUUACAAAAAGGUAUACAUGUGCCUUUGUUUCGGGGAUUUAUGCAACGGAACAACGAAGCUAAGCAUUUCCAAUGGUUUGAUUUUUACAACGCUUUGCAUUUUACUCCGGUGGUUCAUUUAAAAACAUCGGAAUUGAAUCAGAUGUAUAUUAUUGUAUAAAAGUUCCUCGUAUCUGUAUAUGACGUGAUAUCUUCAAUUUGCAAGUGUAGCCAGUAUUGAUUCGUUAUUAAGAUUAAAUCUCUAAAAACAUACUUUACUUUAUUUAUAACUUUGUUUCUUAUGUAUGAUAAUCACAAGAAACUGAGGUAUACAUACAUACUUUACAUGAUAAAUCUUCGUGAAACAUUGUACGGAGAUUAGUAAAAUGUUUUAAUAUAUUAAUAACGUGCAUGAUCGUUUGCACCUGUAAGACUGUUAAAUACAGACUACGUAAAAAAAAAAAAAAAGGAAAUGUAAUUAUUCUUCUUAGUUUUAGAAUUUCCAAAUAAAAAGCAGAAUUGGUAUUUUAAAAUGACACUAAAUAAAGAUGAAGCGUACUUUUCGCUUGAUAUCAAAACGA